ACUGUACUGACUACUGACCUUUUCAGCAUCCUGCCUCGGAAGCGCCUUGCGAGUCUUUCACUUCGAAUAUACCCAAAAAUCCGUCAAAAUGGUUCUGAAACGGUUUACGAGUAUAAUACAGAGGAAGACCCAAUCCAAUCACGACGAUGAGCCUCUACCGGAAGGCGACACGCCAGAGGCGAACGCCGCGCGGGGAGUGAAGCUCUUCUGUGAGUCCGGCGGACCAAACACGGCGGGCGAAGAAGUCCUCCACCUUCCCACUAUCGUCGAAGCCGCCGAAUCCAGCCCUGCAGCAGCCGGUGUCGCCGCAGCCCAGAUCCGCAAGUUUCUCAGCAAAGACUACUCCUCACGACCACAUGUCCAAUACAACGCCAUCAUGCUCAUCCGGAUCCUCGUCGACAACCCUGGUCCGACCUUCACAAAGUAUCUGGACAGCAAGUUUACGGGCGCGGUGAAAGACCUGCUACGAAACGGGAAGGAUCCCAGCGUCCGCCAAAUCCUCCACGAGACUCUCAACGCCUUCUACUACGAGAAAGCAUACGACACCAACCUCUCCCUCCUCAACUCCAUGUGGACCAAAGAACUCGGCCCCUACGUCCCCCCACCGAACGGCGCUACAUCCGUCAGCCCGUUCGGUGCCCCCCAAAUGACCGCCUGGCCACAACAAGAGGCUUACUCCCGUGGUUCCCCCCGUUACCACCACUCUUCCCGCGCCCUCCCCCCACCCCCCGAGCUUGCCGCGCGCAUCGAAGAAGCUCGCACGUCUGCGAAGCUUCUUCUGCAGCUCUGCCAGUCCUCCACGCCAGACGAGAUGCAAGCCAACGACCUGAUCAAGGAGUUCGCCGAUCGCUGCCAGACUGCCCAACGCAGCCUGCAGGGCUACAUGAACUGCGACGACCCAGUUCCGGACGACGCCACCAUGCAGACGAUGAUCGAGACGAGCGAGCAGCUGAGCUUGGCUGCGAGCAAACAUCACCGCGCACUGCUGGCUGCCCGGCGCGCGGCAGCACCGACAGCCUCGCCUCCGCCGAGUCUGCCGCCACGAGACAACGCCCCUCCAGCGCCGUCAUCCACAACGACGCCGUCGCCCCUCUCACCACUCGAGAGCCCUCUUCCCCCGAUCCCAACGACCCUGCAGGCAGGCAUCCCGCGACGGAACCCCCAAACCACCUCACCGACCGCACCCCCGAACCCCUACGACCCGACCACCAGCCCAUACGCACCACCUGGCGCACCCGCCGCGCACGGCAACCUCGACCUCUCGCCGCAGCCGACCGACAACCCGUUCAGCGACGAGCACGCGGCGGAGCAUCAGCCGCCGACGCGACCGGGGUUCGCGGCGACACCGUCGAGCUAUACUCGGCGGCAAGAGAACGCGAUGGGCGGUGAGCAGAUGCGGGGGGCGGUGCCGUCGGUGCCGGAGGAGGAUGAGGGGGAGGAGGAGCGGCGCACGGAGAAAGAGAGGGGGACGAAUGGGGGGGGUGGUGCGGUCAGGGAGAGUCGGGAGAAGGUGAGCCCUGUGGAGGAGCGGGUGACGUAUCGGUAUUAGGGGUUGAUGGGGAGUUUUGUGCAGAUAUCGAUGUUGGGGGUAUAUCGUCUGGUACAUCUGGUUCGGGGGAAUACUCCGGUUUAGUGGGCAAAGUUUUGCGUGCGUUGAACAAAGGAUGUCACGGCGAGCGAGCACCAUAAUGGAGCUUCAAUUCCGGUAGCUUGGUGCUAGCGAGUUCUACAGGGAGUCUUUUCUCAGAUGAUAGCGCUUCGAUGGAUUCGGUUCACUUUCAUGCAAUGCCUCCAUUGUAAAUGAUACAGCAUAGUGUACCUUAGCGACCAUCGCCCAAGCAGGCCGAUGCGACAUGCCCUACAAAUGCAAAACGUGGGACACUCAAACGUCCCAGCGAGAUCCCC
Messenger RNA from Eremomyces bilateralis CBS 781.70, 1905 nucleotides. RefSeq lists its product as uncharacterized. The record is from RefSeq and is a predicted model, not a curated record. Lineage: Eukaryota; Fungi; Ascomycota; Dothideomycetes; Eremomycetales; Eremomycetaceae. Gene Ontology annotation, molecular function: phosphatidylinositol binding; ubiquitin binding. The transcript is spliced from 4 exons. Bases 89 to 1549 code for a protein of 486 amino acids.